UGUCGGCAGACUGUUUUUGACCGUUUGUUUUUUUUCUGAAAUCCCAAUUUUUGUUCCUUCUUCUUAUUUUUCCGUUACUCUCUUCUCUCUCGUUCCUGCUUCUUGCUCUUGUGCAUCCGAAGGCAGUGCCAAUUUCUUCAUUACGUCACCUGAAAUCACAACUCAAAGAUCUCAGAUCUCAGAUCUCAAUCGGAACAUCAGGGUUUCAAAUCAAUCAGCUCGUGCUAUUUUCAAUCCGAGGUUUGGAUCAUUCGAGUCAAUUCGGAGAAAAUCAAGUCGAAGAAGAAGAAGAAGAAGAAGUAAAAGAGAAUGGGGAAGAAACAGCACAGCAAAGAUCGUAUGUUCACAACGAAGACGGAGUGAGCAACGGAAUGGGGAGGAGCUAAACCCAAAGAGAACCGUACUCCUUUCAAGAGUCUUCCUUUCUAUUGCUGCGCGUAUGUUGCUGCUACUCGGAUUCAGACAGCUUUUCGGGGUCAUCUUGCAAGAAAAGCUCUACGAGCGUUAAAAGGAAUAGUGCAGCUGCAAGCAUAUAUCAGAGGUCGUGCAGUGAGACGCCAAGCGAUGACUACACUGAAAUGUUUGCAAUCUGUUGUGAACAUUCAGUCACAGGUCUGCGGUAAGAGAACACAAAUCCCCGGAGGUGCUCACAGAGAUUACGAAGAGAAGAAUAAAUUUCAGAUGUUCAGCGAUAAUAACAUACUCAAGGUGGAGACAAACGGUCAGAAGAGAUGGGACGAUAGUCUUUUAACUAAAGAAGAGGUUAAAGCUGUGGUCAUGAGCAAGAAAGAAGCUUCGCUAAGAAGAGAAAAGAUCAAAGAAUAUGCAGUCACCCACAGGAAAUCCGCUGAGUCGUACCAGAAACUGAGCAACGCGAAAUGGAAGUACUGGUUAGACGAAUGGGUAGAUACACAACGAAGUGCUGUGGAUGCUGCGUCUGCUUCGGUUCAUGGAAGAAGUGCUGCUGCAGCCAAAGCUGGUUCUAGCGAUAAAACAGCUGCAAGAAUAGCUAUGCAUAUGGCUGGAGAUAGAGAGCUCCGGUUAAUUCUAAAAUGGAAUCAAGAGACCCAGCCGAUUGAUUCUCUUCCCUCUUCGUCUUCUUAUUCUGGAGAAGAUAAAGAUCCAUGGCUUAGGAAUUGUGGCGAUGAGUUUCUGCAGGAUGCAGUUCCUUUUGAGGACGAGCCCCGCGUCAAUGAUGAAUGAAUUUUCCACAAAGAGGUCAAAUCCGAUCCUUAAUUUUUUAAUAAAAACAUUUUUUUCUUGUUUCCUAAUAAAAAUAACUUUUUAAUAUUAAUUCUUUUAAAAAAUUAGUAUUCUAAAAAAAAAUUUCUUAUUUCCUAAUCAAGAUAUUUUUUCUUAUUUCCUAAUAAAAAAUGCUUUUCAAUAUUAACUCUUUAAAGACCUUAGUAUUUUUAAAUUUUUCUUUUUUUUAUCACUGUUUUGUUUAUUAGAUAAGUUAAAGAAAUUUGAUUGCUAAAUUACAUAGUUGUGAAAACAGACUAAACAUUGCAUCCAGUCAUUUGAUGGUUAGAGGUGUCAUAUGUUCAACAUGUUUUCACACUAUAUUGUAAGUUUUAGUAAUCAAGUUUUUAUUAAUUUUCUAAUAAAUUUUUUUUUCUUAUUUCCUAAUAAAAAUAGCUUUUCAAUAUUAACUCUUUAAAAAUUAAUAUUUUUAAAUAUUUUUUUAUCACCGUUUUGUUUUUUAGAUAAGUUAUAGAAAUUUGAUUGCUAAAUUACAUAGUUGUGAAAACAGACCAAACAUUGCAUCCAGUCAUUUGACGUUUAGAGGUGUUAUAUGUUCAACAUGUUUUCACACCAUAUUGUAAGUUUAGUAAUCAAGUUUCUAUUAAUUUUCUAAUAAAAAUAUUUUUUCUUAUUUCCUAAUAAAAAAUUAGUAUUUUAAAAUUUUUUUCUUAUCACCGUUUUGUUUUUUAGAUAAGUUAAAGAAAUUUGAUUGCUAAAUUACACAUAGUUGUGAAAACAGACCAAACACUGCAUCAAGUCAUUUGACGAUGAGAUAUGUCAUAUAUUAACAUAUUUUCACACCAUAGUAAGUUUUAGUAAUCAAGUUUCUACUAAUUUUUUAAUAAAAUCUUUUUCUCUCAUUCACUAAUAAAAGUAGCUUUUUAAUAUUAACUCUUUAAAAAAUCAGUAUUUUUAUCUUUUAGAUUAUUAGAUGAGUUAAAAAAAUUUAAUUACAAAAUUAUAUAGUUGUGAAAACAGACCGAACAUUAUAUCGAGUCAUUUGAUGGUUAGAGGUGUCAAUGUUCAAUAUAUUUUCACACUAUAUUGUAAAUUUUACUAAUCAAGUUUCUCUUAAUAUUCUAAUAAAAAAUUUUUCUCUUAUUCCCUAGUAAAAAUAGCUUUUUAGUAUUAGUAUUUUAAAACUUUUUUUUAUCUCUUUAGAAUAUUAAAUGAAUUAAAGAAAUUUUUUAAUAAAAUCUUUUUCUCUCAUUCACUAAUAAAAGUAGCUUUUUAAUAUUAACUCUUUAAAAAAUCAGUAUUUUUAUCUUUUAGAUUAUUAGAUGAGUUAAAAAAAUUUAAUUACUAAAUUAUAUAGUUGUGAAAACAGACCGAACAUUAUAUCGAGUCAUUUGAUGGUUAGAGGUGUCAAUGUUCAAUAUAUUUUCACAUUAUAUUGUAAAUUUUACUAAUCAAGUUUCUCUUAACAUUCUAAUAAAAAAAAUUUUCUCUUAUUCCCUAGUAAAAAUAGCUUUUUAGUAUUAGUAUUUUAAAACUUUUUUUUAUCUGUUUAGAAUAUUAAAUGAAUUAAAAAAAUUUAAUUACUAAAUAACAUAGUUGUGACCAAAUAAUGCAUCUAGUCAUUUGAUUGUUGAAAAUGUC
Messenger RNA from Thlaspi arvense, 2844 nucleotides. Lineage: Eukaryota; Viridiplantae; Streptophyta; Magnoliopsida; Brassicales; Brassicaceae. The record is from the annotation of a GenBank genome assembly.